This is a messenger RNA of Nothobranchius furzeri (turquoise killifish), 1992 nucleotides long. Its product is annotated as protein ABHD15. NCBI's taxonomy places the organism in Eukaryota, Metazoa, Chordata, Actinopteri, Cyprinodontiformes, Nothobranchiidae. The record is from RefSeq and is a predicted model, not a curated record. Gene Ontology annotation, molecular function: short-chain carboxylesterase activity; monoacylglycerol lipase activity.
GUAGUAAAUGAUUAAUGGAGGGAGGAGAAAGAGAGGAGUGUUUGCUCCUGUUCUUUUUUCUUCUUCAUUUUUUUUUGAGUUUUUGUCAGUGAGGAACAUUGUUUUUCCCAUUUUCUCCAAAAAUUUCCUUCUUGUUUAAAACCAAGCUUUAGACAGGUUGAUGAGAACAUGUCAGGCUGGAGGUGAAGAAAGACCUCAGGGUGAAAACAAUCAGGAUUUAUCUCCACUCUGUGCUGACCCAUGGCAUCGUUUGUGUGGGAUUGUUUGUUCUGUUUGCUCCCGUGUUUCUGUCUUCUCCUGCUGUCUCUGUGUCACCGCCGGCCCAGAGUACGUUGCUGGACGAGGCUGACUGUCCGAGCAGCAGCCUGGAGACUUUGGGUCAUCAUCUGUCUGAUCCUGGAGCUGCCGCUGCACAGAAACACAAGAGCAUGGAGCAAAGAGGUCAAGCCACCCGAGGCAGACAUUAAGUCAGAUCAGACCUCAGAUGGACCCAGACUUAUCUGUAAGCACACCGCGCUAGCUAGAUAUCUUCUGCAGCACUGUGGCUCUCUGACAAAGUCCAAACUCGCCACCUGGCCCCGAGGAGACCCUCACAUCCAGACGGUGUCCAGCCAGCUGUGGGGACAAGAUGGAGACCACAUACAGUUCACCAGAGACCACCUGUUACUGAAAGACGGGGGGAUCGUGGCUCUGGAUUGGGCCGUGGGGACAAGACUUAGUGAGGUGGUGAUGAAGAGGAAGUUAGACGGGAGGAAGGCACUUGGCUGCUUCACCUCAACACCUCCUGUCCUGCUCCUCAUCCCUCAGUUCUGGGGAGGGAUGACCCCCCACUUAAAGCUGCUGUGCCACCAGGCCAUGCAACAGGGCUUUUACGUGGUGGUGUUUCACCAUCGAGGGAGCGCUGGGUCGCCGCUGACCACGACGAGACUGGCUGAGUUUGGAGACCCGGCUGAUUUGGAAGAGGCAGUGUUGUAUGUCCACAGUCGCCACCCCUCCUCUGCUCUGGUCGCUGUGAGUGAAGGUUCUGGUUCUGGGGUUCUGCUCUCCUACCUGGGUGAGCGAGGUUCCAGCUCCCACCUGACAGCGGCUGCAGCCAUCUCCCCAGUGCUGCUGGGGCAGCUGUGGUUUCAAACCCCCAUGCUUCCUCUUUAUCGCUGGGCCACGCUCUUUCACCGGAAGAUGCAGCUCAGCAGAUAUGAGAGUUCCUUCAGAGGAGUUCUAGAUGUGGACCGGGCCCUCAGCUGCUCCAGCCUCAGAUACUUUGAAGAAGCUCUUUUCUGCUCUCCAGAUAAACUCCAACAGGAAACAUCUCCAGGUGUCUCUUCAAACUCUGGGUCCUCCUCCCUAAGGGGCCUCACACCUGCAGUGGCCUGGAUGCUGGGCGAAAGAGCUUACCCAGUUACAAACUGGGAGAGCUACUGGGAGAGGAACGAACCUCUGAGAGAUGCAGAUGAAGUGGAAGUCCCUGUUCUCUGCAUCUGCAGCAAGGACGACCCUCUCCUUCCACCUGCUUCCACCCUUCCCAUUUCCCUCUUCCUCAGCAACCCUUACUUCCUCCUGUUGUUAACGGACCGCGGAGGCCACUGUGGGUUCUCCCAAGAGGGCAGCGAGCAGAUGCAUGAUGGGAGAACAAUAAAUGAGGAUGAUGGAGGUAUCUGGAGUCAUGCUGUAGUUCUGGAGUACUUCAAAGUGGUUGCCGACUUCCUGAAAGAAGGAGAGAGGGAUGGGGUGAGCUGGAGGAGCCCCGUAGAAAUAACCGGUCAAACUGGGCCAAGAAACAGGAUGAACGCCACAGCGUCUUCACGUCGAAGGAGAGGAACCAUGACAAGGAAACCGAAAGUACAGGUGCCUGAACAGAACCGGGUGGAUGAAGAAGAGAGGAGGAACUUCACCUGGAGGAGGUCCUACACACGCUGAGGACCAAUAACAUCUACCUGUAUUGUUUUAAAGUUUUUCUCAUCUUGUUUGCAUUAAAGAUCUCCCUAAAAAUUC